AUGUCACCAUAUAUAAACCAUUCAAGGCGAAUAACACAACCACAGAUUCACAGCUUUUCCCCAAGAAAUCGUGCUUUGAGAAUUUUCAUUCACCGUAAGCCUUUUGAAGUUAACGGACAAUACCCUCCUUAUAAAAUGGCCAUUCUUAUGCCCCGCAUCACUCAAGCAAAGCAAAUUCUUAAACGGUCAUUCUCAAAUGGAAGUAGGACAACAAAAUCUAUGGAUAUCCCGAAAGGCUGUUUAGCGGUUUAUGUUGGUGAACAAGAGAAGAAGAGAUUUGUAGUUCCCGUAUGGUUGUUAAUGAAACCUACUUUUCAACAACUGCUUGAUCAGGCUGAGGAAGAAUUUGGGUAUAGUCAUCCAAUGGGUGGCCUCACUAUUCCAUGUAGUGAAUAUAUGUUCACCGAUUUGGCUUCUCGUUUGGGCGCAUUAUGA
This is a messenger RNA of Lactuca saligna, 435 nucleotides long. NCBI's taxonomy places the organism in Eukaryota, Viridiplantae, Streptophyta, Magnoliopsida, Asterales, Asteraceae. The record is from the annotation of a GenBank genome assembly.